This is a messenger RNA of Fusarium redolens, 1038 nucleotides long. RefSeq lists its product as uncharacterized. The coding region runs from base 1 to 1038 and encodes 345 amino acids. Lineage: Eukaryota; Fungi; Ascomycota; Sordariomycetes; Hypocreales; Nectriaceae. The transcript is spliced from 5 exons. The record is from RefSeq and is a predicted model, not a curated record.
AUGGGGGACUUAUGGAAGGGUCCCAACUUUAUCGAAGUCGACGCUGGCGAGAAUGACAUGAAUAUUGCAAGCAUCGCCUGGGGAAUCUCGCUCGGUGUUGGUCUCUUCACAUUCGUCAAAGGAAUGCGACAAACUAUCAAGUCAUGGCGGAGAGGACGCAGGAUGAACCACUACAUCAUCUUAUUAUGGCUGGAGUGGACGAGCAGCUGUAUCAUGAGCGCUGUUACUUGGUGUUAUCUACGAAAUUACAUCCCCGGCGGGUUUCCGGUCUUCUUUACUCUAAUUUUCCUUUGGUGUAUCCAACUUCAAGCACUCAUUCAAAUCAUCAUUAACCGAAUCGCAAUCCUCAUGGUCAACCGACAGAACGCAAAACGACUCAAAAUAUACUCUUUCCUUAUCAUAUUAUGCAUCAAUGUCAGCGUCUUCACAAUUUGGAUCCCAGCGCGGCUGCAAGUUAACAAGACCUGGGUCGACAUCAACAAAGUCUGGGAUAGAAUCGAGAAAGUCAUUUUUUUAGUGGUUGAUGCGGGACUCAAUCUGUACUUUAUCCAUCUCUACACUCGACUGUUUCGCUUCAACUUGGGCAUGAUUGCUGUGUCGAUGACUAUGGAUAUCCUUCUUAUCGCAAUGAUGUCCCUGCCAAACGACAUCGUAUAUGUCCAGUUCCACCCUCUAGCCUACCUCGUCAAGCUCCAUAUCGAGAUGAACAUGGCCGACCUCAUCAUCAAGGUCGUCAAGGCCAGCAACAACAGCGAUUACCCCGACUACUCCGGUUCCAGAUCCCACAGCACUCAAAAGAAGAGCUCAAAGCAGACCGGCAAGAGCAAAGUACCAUCAGCAAUGUUUGCUGGCGGCAACACUACGUUCAUCGAAGCGAAUACGGACGAUAUCGAGCUGGUGGACCGAUUGGCGGGAGGUAUUCAGAAGACGACGAGAACGGAGGUUGUUGUUAAGCAGACGAGGAGGUCUGAGUAUGAUGAUGUGGCUAGCGAUACGGGGUCAACGAGGCAGCUGCAAAGGGAGCAUUUUACCGUGUGA